Molecule: messenger RNA, 2386 nt
Organism: Cyprinodon tularosa
Lineage: Eukaryota; Metazoa; Chordata; Actinopteri; Cyprinodontiformes; Cyprinodontidae
Product: glomulin-like
Exons: 18
Coding region: 153-1922 (589 amino acids)
Cellular component (GO): cytoplasm
Molecular function (GO): ubiquitin-protein transferase inhibitor activity
Source: RefSeq, a predicted model, not a curated record
AGGUUUAUGUUUGUGUCGCUCACACUGAAUGUUUUCUCUCUCCCUCGAGACACUAGAAAAGCUAUAUAUUUGAUCAUUUGGAAAACCACCACUACACCUACUACAUCUGGUGUGGAUAUCUUGAGAACAGGAUUGGCUGAGAGGAAACACUGAUGAUGAAUGAAGAUAAAGUGUAUGAGAUCAUCCUGAGAUGGCGCAACACUCCAGAAGAAGAUUUAAAGCCGGAGGAUUUCCAGCAGUUCAGGGACAUCGGAGCGGCUUGUCUCAGAGGGGGGGACGGCAAACAGCUCCUAAAAUUUCUCCAGGAUGAGAAAAACCAGGGAAUCAUGAAGUCCAUGGGCUGUGGGCUCUUAGCACCUCUAAUGAAGGAAGUUGUUAAGAACAAGAAGAGUCGUGACGAUUGCCAGGCUGCCAUCAUGCAACUAACCAAGAUUUGCAGCUCAGAAAGCCUGGUGGAGAGCUUCAUUGGAUUAAUAGAAGACAUGGAUCCAGGUGCCAUUUCUGAAACCAUUUUAGCCCUUCUUCCACAUCUUCAAACAGUUCUCUUUCAGCUGGAGGAGAACCGAGCGGCCUGUUUGGGUUUGACUCUAUCAGCCCUUCAGCAGCAGCUGUCCAGGCUGCCUGUUCCCUUCACCCUGCAGCAGGAGGAGGCUGAUGAGCACGGCCUGUGCCACUGCUGCAUCGCCCUGGCCAUGUUUGCCAAGGCUUUUAUAGACGACCUGAAGAGGAAGGAGGAAAAGUGUCAUCCCACUGCUGAAGAAGAAGCUAUGAAGGCUGAAAUCUUGAAGUUCUGCAUGAGGAGUUUAAAGGAACCUUUACUUGAAGCUGAACUGAACCAAAAUAAAAAAUCUACUUUGUGGCUCUUUGCAGCAGAGAUAAUGGUCAGCCUACCUGCGAUCAAAGAACCUAUUCCAGGACUUCUGCUCUUCAGUUCUCUGAAAAAAUUCCCCAUGAUUGAUACCAGCCUGUCCAAGGAGUCACUGGCAUGUCUGGCCUAUCUGCUGUUUGUCCAGCUCAUAACCAUCGACAUGUUUCCAGCUGUGUUCAGUCCUGUAUUUAUUCUUCAGUGCAACAUGGAUCACAUCAACCAGCUCCUCAGUAGCAAAAAGGAAUCCUAUUUGCUGAAAGGACUGGCAUUGUUUUCCAAAAGUUUGGAGAAAGUGGAAGACGACAGCCUUCCUGUAGGUCUGCUAGACCUGAAAAGCUUCUAUAAUGCACCGCAGAACCUGCGACGAGUUCUCACUGACUGCCCCUUUCAACAUCUGAGAGAAUCAGGACUGAAAAUAUUCCAGCUUUUCAUAAACAAACUCGACGUUGAAGCAAAGCAUAAAUUCUUCAGGUGCAUGUUAAAGACAAGCCACCAUGCAGGCGUUGAAGGCUACAUAGUGAAAAACAUCAGGAAUCAGGUCCAUCUGUCUAUAAAGGCUGACGCCAACAGGUGGUUCCUGGGAGCAGAGCUGCUCCCGCUGCUUGAUCUGGUGCUCAGUUUACCACAAGGAGCAGAGACGGAUCUGCUCGCCAACAUGGACAGAAUAAUGGAGAGUCUAAAUCUUCUGCGCUAUCUGCUUAUGCAAGACAAGGAACUGAGGAGAAACGCUAACAUGUGGGAGGACUUCUGCAGGAUCAAAGAUGACUACCUAAGAAUGCUGAGAGUGAGCAUCAGCAUGUGGAGAGCAUAUUACUCUGCUGAGAUGAAAGCACUGAAGGAGGAUCAAAGGCUGAAAGCAAAAGAGGCUAAGGAGAAAGCUAAGUCUACCAGAUUGUUAAGACCCAUAACGGUGAAGCAUGAAAAAGUUCCCCACAUGUCUCCAGAGAUCCAGCACCAGGUGCUGCAGAGCGCUUUGGUGACGUUUGACUUGAUGGAAAGUCUCAUCGUCCGGAUAGACGAGAUCACAGAGGAAAAGCUGGGGGAGCUUCACUGACACCGAUCUGCUUGGGUUUUUGGCUGAUAACAGAAAGCCUUCAGCGGUUCCAAAUGUUUAUUUAAGCUUUUGUUGAAAUUAUUUGACCAAACAGAGAAGAAAACAGUUUGCAUCUGUGCUACUUAUGCUUCACGUAGCUUCGUGUACGAACUCUGGUGGCAUGGAUCAUAACAUGCCUUUCAGCAUUUCCCACACAGGACUGGACUCGACGAUGCGGGCCCGGGCCAAAGACAUCCGCUCUCGGAUUUUAUCCACGUGCGGCUUGCUGGUGGCCUGCAGGAAGUUAAUGUUUGUCUUUACUUCAAACUAAGAACAACAGAAAAGAAUGACUGCUUUCCUAAAUAACCAGUUACCUUGGCAACCGUCAGCAUCGCUUUUGUUAUCUGAGGAGCGUUUCGUACAGGAAGGACCUUCAGAUUGCUGCCAAGAAAUCUGAAAAUAAUCAAAGUUUUCAUCUUUCUUUA